Aspergillus caelatus is the source of this 447-nucleotide messenger RNA. RefSeq lists its product as uncharacterized. Bases 1 to 447 code for a protein of 148 amino acids. The record is from RefSeq and is a predicted model, not a curated record. NCBI's taxonomy places the organism in Eukaryota, Fungi, Ascomycota, Eurotiomycetes, Eurotiales, Aspergillaceae. The transcript is spliced from 3 exons.
AUGUUACAUCUAAGAGCACGCCCUGCAGGGUUAUUUGAAAUUCAAAAUUAUCUCCACCGAAGCUACCUUCUGCUGACAAGAGGAGAUAUCAAAAUAGGUGCACACCUUUACCUGCUACGAACCCCACAAGUGUACUAUGUACAUCAUCUAACCAACCCUUCACCCAGCAUAAUGCAGUUCAUAUACACUGCCAUCGCUCUCGCCCUGGCUACCGCCAUUUCGGCCCAAAACAACUACCUCAUUAUGAGCUGCAACACCAGCCCCAUCCCCUGCCAGGAUGUCGGUAUCCCCUGCAACAAUGAAAACACCCCCUGGGCCUGUCCUGUCAGUAGUGACAGGGUGGAGCUCUUCUCAGCCAACUGCCGUAACAUCAAUGGGUAUCCCGAGGUUCGCGGAUCCGGCUUCACUUUGAGUGACGCUCGACAGACAGCCGGAUGCAAGGUCUAA